Messenger RNA from Camellia sinensis, 1282 nucleotides. Its product is annotated as deSI-like protein At4g17486. Lineage: Eukaryota; Viridiplantae; Streptophyta; Magnoliopsida; Ericales; Theaceae. The record is from RefSeq and is a predicted model, not a curated record. Gene Ontology annotation, biological process: protein deubiquitination. Gene Ontology annotation, molecular function: deubiquitinase activity.
UCCCACAAAGUUCCCCGACACUUUCCUUUCUGUCUCUGGACGAGAGAGAGGGUCAGAGUAAUACCGUUCUCAGGGCCUGCUGUUUGUUUCCUGAGAAAAUGGAGUGAGAAAGAAAAUUCUUGCAUCAUCGAUUCUUAGGGCUUCUCUGAGACUUUUCUUCCAACAAAAUUCAAACAAUAUAUAUAGUAUACAUCAAAAUGGGGGCAGAGAACGCCUCGAACUCACACUCGGAAUACGGUGGUGUUGGUGGUGGUGAUGACAAUUUCGAUACCCAAGUUGUGUUGAAUAUCUACGACCUCACACCCGUCAACCAUUACACUGUCUGGUUCGGUUUCGGAAUCUUCCAUUCUGGUAUCGAAGUCCAUGGAAUGGAAUAUGGAUUUGGAGCCCACGACUUCCCCAUUAGCGGAGUUUUUGAAGUGGAACCUAAGAGCUGCCCCGGAUUUAUCUACCGAUGUUCCAUCACACUAGGUCAUAUGAAUAUGCCUCCCUCUGAAUUUCGAACAUUUAUUGAGGAUGUGGCUUCCGAGUAUCAUGGGGAUACCUAUCAUCUCAUCUCUAAGAAUUGCAACCAUUUUACGGAUGACAUUGCAUGGAGAUUGACAGGCAAACAUAUCCCUGGGUGGGUGAAUCGGCUUGCCCGGUUAGGUUCUGUGUGCAGUUGUCUGCUCCCAGAAAGCCUCCAAGUAACUACUGUUAAACAGCUGCCUGAGUACCACGCAUGUACAGAAGACGGGAUUGACUCUUUGUCGAGCGCAACACAUGAGCCAACAGAAAGCGACGAUGCAGAUCAAGAUAAGCUCCUGCUGUCGCCUACUGCUGGAACCUUGGAAGUUAAUUUUAUAAAAGAGGUCCAAAGGUGAUAUUGAGCCGCCUUUCUUGAAUCAAUCUUUGGUGGGGUAAGAUGGAAGGAAAUUCUUUAUUGGUGGAUCUAUGUUUUUCUCAUGAAAGGCGCGGCUUCAAGAUGAAUGUCUGCUCGCCAUUUUCAUGGCAAAGUUGCCACUCAUCGUCUCUUGUUUGUACGCUUGAUUGUUCGCUUGAUUUGCUGUAAUUUUUUUCCCCAAUUUCUUCUUCACUUUUAUUUUUUUAUUUUUUUAUAUUUUUUCAAGUGGAAAUUUGGGAGUGAAGAAUCUAGAAUAGCAAGAAAUGGAAAGGGUUUGUAUUUGAUGAUUUAUACAAAUAUUCUGUAUUGAGAUCUGAGGAAAUUAGUGAUGACAUCUCCACCAGUUGAAUUUUGUAACAUUAUAUGCCUCAAAAUUAGAAGUAUUAAAACUUGUCUAAA